Molecule: messenger RNA, 7977 nt
Organism: Eleginops maclovinus (Patagonian blennie)
Lineage: Eukaryota; Metazoa; Chordata; Actinopteri; Perciformes; Eleginopidae
Gene: gpr158a
Product: G protein-coupled receptor 158a
Biological process (GO): G protein-coupled receptor signaling pathway
Cellular component (GO): membrane
Molecular function (GO): G protein-coupled receptor activity
Source: RefSeq, a predicted model, not a curated record
GGAAGAGAGAGAAAGGGAGAGGUGGAGGGGAACAGCUGCAAGCGGAUACUCAACAUCAACAAGCUGUAUGAGGCAUCUGUAAAGAAGGAGAAGGGAUUUAGCGAAGACAGCGAGGGGGGUUCCUUGCGUUUUCCCCCUUCUUCUGCUUUUUGAUUUCAAGAUCAGAGGAGUGGAGCUCGCAAGAAUAUCCUACAAGUGGUGAAGCGAUGGUUUAGCGGAGCAAUUUGCUGGAUUGUUUUUACAGCACGCCCGCCCAACCACUGUAAUUCUGAUCUUCUGUACAUCUGUGGACGCUUUUUCUGGAGGGAGAUGGCUGUUUUCAGGCUGUCGUUGCUGCUGCAAGUGGGAUUUGUGAUCGGAUCGAACCAUAAAUACGCGGAAUGGUCAACGCAUGGGGAAGAUGUGAGAGCACAGGAGGCGGUUUACGGUGCUCAGACGCACCGUCGGCAGCUGGCGCAUCUCCGUGCGCCUCAGCCUCCUCCCGGGGAGACGCCGGAGAACCUGGAGGAGCUUCUCCCCAGGGUGGUCACGGCUUUCCUUCACUCGGGAGACUCGACCACCUUAAAGCACGCCAACUGCUCGCGGAGGUACGAGCUCACCUCUCUGCGGGGAAGGUCACAAUCCAUCCCGCACAAGUCCAUGAGCAGCGUGCUGGAUACGGUCCUGCACGCCACAAACUUCCUCAACAUGAUCCUGCAAGCCAACAGGUCCAGGGAGCAGAGUCUCCGGCGAGACAUUGAGUGGUACCAUGCCUUGGUCAGGAGUAUACUGGAAGGAGACGCCAAGAUCCACCGGGCUGUGGUCUCUUUUAGCGCAGAUUCGUCUGUGGAGGGGCCCUCGGUGCUUCUCCAGGCCACCAGGGCUGGUGGGGAGAUAGUCCUCCAUGACCUCUCCAGCAUGGCACACCACCAUCUGCACAACCGCACAGCAGACACAGAGUGGUACCACGGUGUCAAAGACAGAAAGAAGCCCAGUUUCCAUAAGAGGGUGCUGAGUCAAGAUUUUAAAUCACUUGACAAUUCUCUAAAAAGGGGAGAAAGUUUUAUCCCGGACAAGACACAUGUCAAAUGGUCUGCGCCCUACCUGGAGUGUGAACAUGGGAAUUUUGUUCCCCGCUGGGUUUUGACCUUAUCGGCAGCUUUCUAUGGCCUGAAGCCCAACCUGGCUCCUGAAUUCAGGGGCGUGGUGAGAGUGGACAUUAAUCUGCAGGAUGUUGACAUCGACCAGUGCUCCACUGACGGCUGGUUUGCUGGAAGCCAUCGAUGCAACCUGACCACUAUGGAGUGUUUGCCUCUCCAUGGUCAUGGAUUUGUCUUGGACAAGUACACGUGCCACUGCAGGAAAGGAUUCUUUCAUCCCAACAGAGUGGCUGUCAACGGCUUUUCAAGGAUGGGACGAAAGGGACAAGCUGCAGACAGCGGUCCCAAUGCAGACGAGGGGUCUUCCAGCGACUGUCUGCCAUGCCAGCAGGGCUGCGCCUUCUGCAAGGACGACACCCCCUGCGUGGUACGAGAGGACGGUGCCCUCCGCUUGGCUGUGCUCUCCUUCCAGUGCCUCUGCAUGCUAAUCGUCUUCGUCAGCAUGAUACUCGUCUACCACUUUCGCAGGAACAAGAGUAUCAGAGCAUCAGGUCUAGUCCUACUGGAGGCCAUUCUGUGUGGAACUCUGCUUCUCUACUUUCCGGUUGGGAUUCUCUACUUCCAGCCAAGUGUUUUCCGCUGUAUCCUGCUGCGAUGGGUCCGCCUGCUGGGUUUCGCUACCGUCUACGGGACACUGACUCUUAAGUUGUACAGGGUGUUGAAGGUGUUCCUGUCCCGGACUGCCCAGAGGAUCCCCUAUAUGACCAGCUGGCGAGUGUUGCGUCUGCUGGGCAUCAUCCUACUCAUCGUCUGCUGGUUCCUGGUGGCUUGGACAUCUGCUGUCUGUCAGAACCCGGACAGGAAGUUGGCUCUCAUCGAUGUGGGCUACACGCCCGAUGGGCUGCAGUUCAGCAUGUGCCUGCUGGAUCGCUGGGACUACAUGAUGGCUGUCGCUGAGUUCCUCUUCCUGCUGUGGGCAGUAUAUCUGUGUUACGCUGUGAGGACGGUGCCCUCUGCAUUCCACGAGCCUCGAUACAUGGCCAUCGCUGUUCACAACGAACUUGUCCUGACGGCAAUAUUCUAUGUCAUCAGGUUCACUCUAGCUCUAGAGCUCCAUCCAGACUGGAUGCUGUUACUGUUCUUCACCCACACACACCUAACUGUGACAGUAACACUGGGUCUGCUAUUCGUCCCAAAGUUCAUGUUUGCUGGCACCCACAUGAGAGAUGAUAUAGCCUCUGAGGCAUAUGAGGACGAGCUGGACAUGGGUCGUUCGGGGUCGUAUCUGAACAGCAGCAUAACAUCGGCGUGGAGCGAACAUAGUCUUGAUCCUGAAGACAUCCGGACACCAGACGAAAUGGGCCAUCUCAGUUCUAUUAAUGGCUGUGGCGUAAGGUCUUGCGACAGUCAUUGGGAAAAACGUACCAACGAGGAGUUGAAGAAACUCUACUCCCAGCUGGAGAUUUACAAGAGAAAAAAGAUGCUAGCAAACAACCCUCAUCUCCAGAAGAAGCGUAGUUCAAAAAAAGGGUUGGGUCGUUCGCUAAUGAGACGCAUAACUGAGAUUCCGGAAUCUGUGCACCGGCAAUGCAGCCGUGAAGACAAGGAUACUGGAGAACAUGGCAGCAGCAACCGUAACAGCAUUUGCAUGUUAAAGAAGAACCCCUUUGAUCAGAGUCACCCAAUAAAGCCGGCCAAGGAGGAGACGCUUAAAAACAAGGUUUUCUCCCUCAAGAAGUCCCACAGCAGUUACGACCAUGUCCGUGAUCAGAGUGAAGACUCCAACAGCUCAGCAACAGACAAGAUGGAGGUUACUCCAGCUGAAGGCUCUCUCUUGGACACACUUAUGGGCAAGAAGCUGGUCAAGAAGAAGUCCACUGAGAAUGUAGGGGUCAUCAGUGAAUCUACAGAAUCGGUUCCUUUGGUCUGCAAGUCAGCCAGCGCCCAUAACCUUACAGCAGACAAGAAACCAAUUCAUCCUAGAGCCUCCAUGCUUCAGAAGUCCCUCAGUGUCAUCGCCAGUGCCAAAGAGAAGACUUUGGGCUUGACAGGAAAGGCACAGGGUAUAGAGGACAGCAAUAAGAAGAGUCAGCCAAAGGGGAAAGACGAGGGCAAUGCCGAGCAGGAAAUCGAAUUCCAACCCAAGAUGAUUAUUAGCCAGUCAGUGGAGUGCAAACAGACUGCAUCAAUGGGAAGGAUCAUGAAACAGCCGGUGAGCGGCAGCCAGCCUACGAUCUGUUCUGAUCCAAUCAAGGGAGACCUCUACGAUCUCUCCGAGGUUUGUCCCUGGGAAGUGGAGGAUCUUCCAACACCGUCUGAAAAUAAGGUCCAAAAGCAUGUAUCUAUCGCACCAGAUGAAACCACAACUGUUCAUGGAGGUAGCACCAAGGGGGGGAAAUCUCAGCAGCAGAAACAGAAAGCUUCCGAUCAACCUCCAUCGAGUGGCAGUCAUUCAAAGGAAAGUCCAAAGACGAGCGCUGUACGAGCAGAUAUAUGUCCAUGGGAAGAUGGAGGUGAAAGUCAAGGUGGUCAAGUAGACAAAGUUGCUAAGACCGAUCCAACCGAGGGUUCUAAAACACAUCGGGUAGACGUUUGUCCAUGGGACUUUGAAGAGACCCAAAAGACGACAGAGUCAGGUUUUUCUCCAGAUGUCACGACACAAAGAAAAGGCACCUCUCCUGUGAAUGGUAAAAGGAGUACUCUUUUAGAUCCAUCCAAAACUGGAGACUCACUCCAGCCACUAUCUGCAAAAGUAGAUGUAUGUCCCUGGGACUACGACAGCACUGCAGUAUCUCCAAAUUCUGAGAGGACACCCAGUCCCUCUCAAGCAUCCAAAACCAAGGAAUCCCUGUCAAAAAAGAAGGGUUCCCCUUCCACAAGAACAGUUGAGAAAGAGAAAUCAAAAGACGCUGAGAAUGAGAAAGGUAGAACAAAAGCUAAGGACAAGAGUAAAUCUUCAGAGAAACAAGCAAGCCAACAAAAAAUGGCUGAGGUAUGCCCAUGGGAUGUAGAGAGUCAUCAGGAAGUGCCGGCGGUAGAGAAAAGGAAAAGUGCAAAUGUAGGAACGGCCAAAGCAAAGCCGGCGGAAGUCUGUCCAUGGGACUUUGAGGCUACGUUAGAUAACAAAGAUACAGACAAAAGUGCUUCUCCCGUGAAACAGAGCAAUCCCCAUCCUCAAGGCGGAGUUGCUAAAAAGGCAGAUGUUUGUCCCUGGGACUUUGACGAUAGCACAUCCAGCAAGAAGGCAUGACCUUAAUGGACUAUUGAAAUUAUAGUUAUUGAUGUAUACUUUUUUCACUCUGAAAAUGUUAAAUAUAAUCUUUUAUUAUAAGUCCGGUGACUUGGAAGAAAAGUUCAAGAUGAAGUUCCACGAGUUGCCUUCCUUUAUGAGGUUUUUUUCCUGUUUUACCUAUUUUGAAAAUAAGUAAAAUGUACAAAAAACAAUAAAGUCAUGACGAGCAUUCCAGAUUAUUACAGGAAGAUCCUGAGGAUAGAUCUUAGACUAAUUAUGCAACUUUUGAUUCAGCCUUUUCACUUCAUUAGCAAUGUUGAAUAUCAUGUUCUAUAUUCGGUCAACAAUUCUUAGUGGUUGUUUUGUGCAUUUAUCAUCAUCACUUAUUGGACAUAAUUUGAAGGGGAAUAGAAGUAUAAAAUUAAGGUUGAUGUACAAAACAGCAAAAGUGAAAGCCAAAGAAUAAGGAAACAAUUGCAAAGAGCGUUAUCGUCUGUGGGCGAUAAGGUUGAAUUAUUAUUUUGUGUCCACUCCUUGUUACAGACGGAGGGACUCCCAGUAUAUCAAAACAAUAUAUAGCACUUUAGCCAACAUAAAUUGAGAACUGAGGACGGACUCUGUUCUUUUUGUACAUUUUGUUUUCUUAUUUUCAACUUCAUGGCAUGAUGUCACAUACCGACCAAACUUAGUUUUUGUUUAGAUCUAUUUAAUUGUAGUUCUCAGCAGAUUCAAUUGCUUCCAAGUCUGCAGAGAUGUACUGUAUGUGCCUAACUAACUAGCAUUGUCUUGUAUCAGUCUGAAGCGAAGCAAAUUACUUCUUCUUCAGCACUUUGUGACGGUGAAUUAUAUAAACAGCAUGCACAGCCAAGUGUUGAGACUAGUUGGACCUUUCUGGUUUGUCAACUAAAGCAGUUUAUAUGUUGAGAAAUAUAUAAUGUUUUUUUGUUUUUUUUAACACCAGAGGCACUCCUUUUACUGCUUUCAUAUUUCCAGAAGCUCAUUCAGGAUGGUGUGGAUUAUAUGAGAGCAGCAUUAACAUGAAUGUGUGUCAAAAUGGCUCAUACGUACACUGUAAAAAGUAGGGUUAGAAGAACUGGGGCAAAACUGAGGGAACAAUGUGCACCAGCUUUGUUUAUGAAAUCAGCAUGGAUCUUUGUGUUGGCUUGCACCAAGUAUGUGUGUUUGUGUGUGGACACAAUACCCUGAAUUUAAAUUGAAAAUGUAGUUCUGUAGAUGAACCUCUGAUGUCUCAUACAAGAAGAAGCGCUUACACCCCCUAAAUACCAAAACAUUGAAUGGUUUCUCUAAACAGUAAUUCAUAUUUUUUUACCAGUUCACCAACAGCAAGUAAAAGCUGCUGCCUUGAAAGGUAAUAUUGGUUUAUUAUAAAUUGGGUCUUGUGUUCUUAAUUAUGGCCAUCAUUCCAACCAAACAUUUGGCUUGCUGAGACCUGGAACCAAAGCAACAACCCUAAACAAAGUUUAAUGUUGGCACAAACCAAGGCUAACAAUAAAAUACACUUUAUAUCCGACAUUUUGUUAACCGACCGACUUCCUGGUUAGAAUUUCACCUACCAUUGUUACCGUAGUUGUGUGUGCAUUCAACCAAUGGGACAGUUUCCUGUCUUGUAGGACUAUGUUUCAGUGAUGUAGCCUUGUUUCCAGAUAUUAGCUUUUGAUACCAAAUUAAAACCCAAUCCUUUGGAGAUCAAAACUAUCCUUUGAUAUUUUAAGAUAAAACAUUACUAUACGACCCUUAUACAAUUGCGAUAACAAGCACUACACUGCCAUCCCUUAUUUCUUUGCAUUUCUGUACGGAAAUUGAAUGCAUGCUCUUCCUACUUUAAUUCAGGUUGUUGAUCAGUUGAGAUUACCUUUUAGAAUUAGGUUUAGCAAUGUGGCAUCAAUGUAUAAUCUGACUAAACCUUUUGAGGGUUUUAAUUUGUUUAAUGUUUUGUAUCAAAAUGUCUAAAUAUUCAUCACGCACUAUUCACGUGAAAUAAAUAAUAUCCCACUUAAAUUUUAAAUGACCGUUGAACACUUCUUACAAAAAAACGUAUGUUAAUAUAGCAUCCACGGUAUUUUGUGAGGAAUACAUGGAAUCACUGAAUGUUGUCACUGAUUGUAAUGAUCUAUAAUUGCUGUCAAAUUCCUUAAUAUUCAAGCUCUAUAGGAGUCCUUACCUAUUGUGAUAAAAAAAGAAGUCCUAUUUGACAAAACAUCUUCAAUUGCUACAUUUCUAACAACAAAUAGUACAGCGAAAAUUAUAUUUUUAAUCUAAUUUUCUUCUACAGCUAGACUCAUCAACAGGAUUUAGAUGCUACGACAUACAUCUUUGAAAAAUGACCUCCGCCAUUGACCUAUUGGGUUCUCAUCUGAAAUAUUUCAAAUGUGUAGUGUUUGCCUUACAGCGUGAGAUUUGUCACCCCCCCCUCGCUUUAUGAGCUCCUUUAGGAACGGUGUCUGAGAACAACUGUCAACGUGCAUGGAUUGAUUGUAAUGAUUUGAUGGAUCUAUGUGAUAUUUAUGAACCAGAUGUUACGCGUCAUCCAUCAUAUGCAUUGUGGUAGUAGAUGCAGGGCCAUACCGAGAGACCCCGCCUGACAAGAACGACAUUUCAAAAGUCAUUUUUUAAGUCACUUUGGAAUCACUGCCGCAUUGGAUUUUUACUGCCCUGUUGAUGAACAAUAUGCUGUAUAUUUUUUAUCCUUGUAGGAAAGCUUUUUGAAAUGAGAACACGUGUUUAUUUCCUGAUAUUCAUUUUGAAAAAUGAGCUCAAACAGGCUUCGAAACAACAAUGAUUUUGAGAGAUUGGAUAUAUUUAUUGUUCAUUUGUAUAACAAGAAAAGACGGUAUUUUUUGCUGCAUUCAAAAAUGUACUUUUUAUUGAUUUGACACAGUGGGCCCAUGAUAUUUCCAGAUCAGAGCUGGAGCACAGAAGAAACACAAUUACACUUGUACUGUCUUAGAGCAGAACAUAAUAACAUCGCAAUAUCCUACUAUUUCACAGUGUAAUACAUCAUAUCACAACCAGUCUACAUUGUUGACCUAUUUGCAUGAUUCCAGUAUGCUUGCUUGAGCAUUCCUCAUUUUAGUAAGUUCAUGUGUACUUACUUGUGUAUACAAAACCAGUGUCUGUUACUCUGGAUAUUAUCGUUGUCUUUUGGCUGUAUCAUAUGAAUCAGUGAAAGUCAAAUGGACCCAUUUUUCUUGUACCAUCUAAAGAUAAUCUACACUGUGUCCUGUAGCUCUUUGUCCACCAAUCAGAUCCUUUACCAUUGUUGGCUAGCUGAUUUCAUUUAAACCCUCCUCUCUUGUGACCAAAACCAUGUCACCCGAUGGCAACACAACUACUACUAUAGCUACUACUACUAUUCAAUGCUGUAACGUCGUAAAUCUUUCUCUUGUGGCUUCUGCAUGAAUUCAAGAACAAAAAAAAAAUAAUAGGACCGAUGUUUCACUGCCCUUGAUAGAACAAAAAAGAAAAAAAAUGGAUCUUUUAUGGACUGUUACAAGUUGUAUAGUGAGUGAUACUGUCCCUAACCUACUGUAUUAUGUGCUUGUUAUAACUAUUGCUCUAUGACAAGCUUAUAGCAUCAAUAUAUGGGAACAUUUGGUAGAUUUAUAUUGUGUUAUAUUGUGAUAGCAUGUACAUAAAAGAUACCUC